UUUUCAACCUCUCAUAACAAAAAAAAAAAAUGGCGACCGCGUCUCUCGUCCCGACAUCUAACAUCUUCCAUGUCUCUCCUACAUUCACAUCUUCAGUCAGAACAAGACCUAGCUUCAUUGUUGCAUCCUCUCAACAACAACAACCAAGAAGGAGAGACUUACUCCUGAAGUCAGCGGUGGCGAUUCCAGCGAUUCUGAAUUUGAAGGAAGCUCCUAUCUCUGAGGCGCGUGAGGUAGAAGUAGGAUCGUUCUUACCACCUUCUGAGUCUGACCCUUCUUUGGUCCUCUUCAAAGCCAAACCUUCUGAUACUCCUGCUCUCCGCGCAGGAAACGUGCAGCCGUAUCAGUUUGUUCUACCCCCAAACUGGAAACAGCUGAGAAUAGCCAACAUCUUGUCAGGAAACUACUGCCAACCGAAAUGCGCAGAGCCAUGGAUAGAAGUGAAGUUUGAGAAUGAGAAGCAAGGGAAAGUUCAAGUGGUUGCAUCUCCUUUGAUUCGUUUAACCAACAAGCCGAAUGCAACUAUUGAAGAUAUCGGUGAGCCUGAGAGAGUGAUUGCUUCUCUUGGUCCCUUUGUCACUGGAAACUCUUAUGAUUCUGAUGAGCUUGUGAAUACAUCUAUCGAAAAGAUCGGUGAUCAAACGUACUAUAAGUAUGUGUUGGAGACGCCAUUUGCGCUAACGGGAAGUCAUAACCUUGCAAAAGCUACAGCGAAGGGAAACACGGUGGUUUUGUUUGUGAGCAAGUCAAGUGGUUACAAGAUGAGGGACUUCUUCUGGUGGUGGAAGGACGCAGGAGUAGGUUACAUACUUGACACCGUCAACAAGAACAACUAUGAAAACAUGGGACAGUGACUUUCUACCUCCAGCCAUGUCUCCAUCACUGCCUUCUUCUCUGGGAUCAGUAAGUAUAGAUACAACCAUAGAUGGAAAUGGCUUGGUUGUUCCAAAGUUGUCUUUGUUAGAACUGUUUUGAUCUUUGGUUAAAUCGGAUACUGGAAAACCACCACGGAGGAUUCUUCUGUUAUUGUUUCCCUUGUGUUUAUUGGUGGUGUUCUUGGGAUGUUGAGUAGCAGGAAUGAUGGCUCCAGAGUUUGAGGAGACAUCAAACUGAAACACUUCGGUGCACAUCCCUGAACUGAACAUUGGUCCUAGUAGUUGAUACAUUUAACAAAAACGGGUGUUAUGAUAUGCAAAUGCAAUCAGUUCAACUUACUCAGUAUACUGUUUUCAAUCUCUAGGAGCUGCCAUCUACCAAAGACUAUUUCUAUUUAUUUUAUUAUGUGAUUACCUGCAACACCUUCACGAAACCAUUGCUGCAUUUCACCAUUGGCUGUUGUUGAGUUGCGUUGGUCUUUCGAAUCAUCAGAGCCAGAAGAUGACAGAGCUUCUCUCUUUUCGGUCUUUAGUUGCUUAGGCAUAUCCCUGGUCCUUGUGGAGUCAGAUGAACGCAGUGCAGGCUUCGUUUCAGAAGCCAUGUCUUUCUCGCUAGCCGAAAGAGAAUGAAUAAUCAAGUUCCCAUCUAGCUUCACAAGCUUCUUAUUCCUCGGAACAAAUAGUGACGCAACUAUUAGUUCACUACUGUUUCCAAGAGGCACAGAGUUAACUGUUGCAGAUACGCUUCUUCCCACUCCUUGAUCAGAACCUCUCCCACACUGUGAUCUACAACUACUAUUAACUGAGGAAUCUAAUAAAUCUCUUUCUUCCCACUCCUUGAAGCUAACGUUCACAAUCGGAGCCAACGCACCUAACAAAAACAAACAAAAGAGAAGACCAAGAACACUAACACUAGCAACUUUCUUGGUCUUAGCUUCUGAGUUCUUCACCUUAGCAGCAAAGGAUUGUUGUGGUUUCAACCUAGGAAUAGGAAGCAUAGGCACUACUUGAUGACAACCUUGCGGUUUAACCAUAUAAGGC
Molecule: messenger RNA, 1916 nt
Organism: Eruca vesicaria subsp. sativa (arugula)
Lineage: Eukaryota; Viridiplantae; Streptophyta; Magnoliopsida; Brassicales; Brassicaceae
Source: the annotation of a GenBank genome assembly